UGCCAAGAACAAGUGACACUUCCCCGGUGACGUGUCUCGACCCCGAACGAUAGGAAGACACAAAAGCGGAGUGCGGCUUCUGAGGAGGGUUUCUACUCUUUUUUUUCCUGUCUGUUGUGGAUUAGUGUCCCGCAUUACUUUUGAAAAUAGUAACUGUAAAGUGCCGACCCUAUAAUAAUAUGGGCGCAUUAUGUAUUAAGUUGCUGCCGAGACUUUUCUUGCUGAUGGUUACUCUGCCAGUAAACCUAAGUUUCUAUCUUCCGGGUUUGGCUCCUGUCAGUUUCUGUGAAGAAGAAAAGGAAGGGAUUUGUGAGAAUAAAAUUCAGUUAUAUGUGAACAGGCUGGACUCCGUGGAAUCUGUGCUUCCAUAUGAAUAUAAUGCGUUUGGCUUCUGUAGUGCCGGUGGAAAAAAACGUCCAUCUGAAAAUCUUGGUCAGGUUCUGUUUGGAGAACGUAUUGAACCAUCACCCUAUGUGUUUAAUUUUAAAAAGAAUGAAGACUGCAAAUAUGUUUGUACUGUGAAAUAUAACAGUGGAGACCAAAAGCUAGACUUUUUAAAGAAAGCGAUGCUCUUGAACUAUCAGCAUCACUGGAUUAUUGAUAAUAUGCCUGUGACUUGGUGCUACGACGUUGAGGAAUCAUUGAAAUUUUGCAACCCUGGCUUUCCUAUUGGUUGCUAUGUUACUGAGCAAGGACACCCAAAAGAUGCCUGUGUUAUUAGUUCUGAUUUUCAUGAAAAAGACACUUUUUACAUCUUUAAUCAUGUGGACAUCACAAUUUCCUACCAUGUAGUAGAUAAAAGUGAAGGAGCUGAAGGUGCAAGACUGGUAUCGGCAAAGUUAGAACCAAAAAGUGUGAAGCAUGCAAAACCAGAUCAACUUGACUGCUCUGGAACACCCAUGGAGAUAUCUAAUAAGCAUCAAGGGGAAGUUGCGAUUAUUUACACCUACAGUGUUAAAUUUCGGGAAGAACCUGCAAUUAGAUGGGCAUCAAGAUGGGAUUAUAUUCUCGAAUCUAUGCCACAUACAAACAUUCAGUGGUUCAGUAUCAUGAAUUCUCUGGUAAUUGUCCUGUUUUUGUCUGGUAUGGUAGCAAUGAUCAUGCUACGGACGCUGCAUAAAGACAUUGCAAGAUACAACCAGAUGGAUUCGGCUGAAGAUGCCCAGGAGGAAUUUGGUUGGAAACUUGUUCAUGGUGAUGUCUUUAGACCACCAAGGAAGGGAAUGCUGUUGUCUGUGUUUUUGGGCUCUGGAACACAGAUCUUUAUUAUGACCUUUGUUACACUGUUCUUUGCAUGUUUGGGAUUUCUUUCACCUGCGAACAGAGGGGCCCUGAUGACCUGCGCUGUGGUAUUGUGGGUGCUGCUUGGAACUCCUGCAGGUUAUAUAGCUGCUAGAUUUUACAAAUCUUUUGGUGGUGAAAAAUGGAAAACGAAUGUUUUGAUGACAGCAUUCCUUUGUCCUGGAAUUGUAUUUGCUGAUUUCUUUGUCAUGAAUCUCAUUCUCUGGGGAGAAGGUUCUUCAGCAGCAAUUCCAUUUGGCACUUUGGUAGCUAUUUUGGCACUGUGGUUCUGCAUUUCAGUUCCCCUCACAUUCAUUGGUGCUUACUUUGGCUUCAAGAAAAAUGCAAUUGAGCACCCUGUUCGUACAAACCAGAUACCUCGACAAAUCCCAGAACAGUCGUUUUACACAAAGCCUAUUCCUGGCAUCAUUAUGGGAGGAAUUCUUCCUUUUGGCUGCAUUUUUAUUCAGCUGUUUUUCAUCCUCAAUAGCAUAUGGUCUCAUCAGAUGUACUACAUGUUUGGCUUUCUGUUUUUGGUGUUCAUUAUCUUAGUCAUCACAUGCUCAGAGGCUACUAUACUGCUGUGCUAUUUCCAUUUGUGUGCAGAGGAUUACCAUUGGCAGUGGCGUUCAUUCCUGACAAGUGGAUUCACAGCCAUUUAUUUCCUUGUAUAUGCAGUGCACUAUUUCUUUUCCAAGCUUCAGAUUACAGGAACAGCUAGCACUAUAUUAUACUUUGGAUACACAAUGAUAAUGGCUUUGAUUUUCUUUUUGUUCACAGUUUUCAUAGGUUCAUUCUGUGGCCUACACAUGUGGAAGGCAUUAUACCCUGGUAUGGCUGGGGUGCUUUCUACGGCCUUGGACCAGGUCCGUCUGACUGCACAGAUGUCUGCAUCUUCCAAGGAACCAUUGGAUUCUUUGCGUGCUUUUGGUUUGUCACCAAAAUAUACAGUGGGGUGAAAGUUGACGUUAAAGGCAUCAUUGAAUUUGCACUUUUAAAAACGGAUUACCAUUGGUUAACAUUUUAAAAAUCCAUCCUUAAAGAACUUUUUUUUUUUUAAUUAGUGGUCAAGAGUGGUUUGGAAAGAAGAAAAUCCCUUUAAACCCUAUGAAAACAGCAAAAGCUUUACUGAACAAUAUGUUUACAUUAAAGAAUUUCAUGUGAACAUACAAGUACUUACAUUUGUUUCAGUACACUGUUUUUGUGAAGCUGCUGAUGAACAACACAUUUAGGGUGUUAAUUUGUAAGUAAGGUAGUUUAUAUUGUGUAGGGUCUACUUUUUCUGUCAGAGAAGUAACGUGCUAGUGACUUUAGUUUAUCUUUGAAAAUGGAGCAACUGAUGUAAAUUACGUUCGACACAUUUUCAUAGUGGGCUAAACAGUCUUUUUUUCUGUGAAUCAUUGGUAUGGCAAUUGUGAAGGAAUAUCCUUUAAACCGUUUUAAUCUUCAUUUUUUUUUUUUUUUCUACAUGCAUGUUGCCAUCUAAUUAAAACUUUCACAUCUUUAGGAGCAGACAUUUUUGCAUCAUUAUUGGUUUACAGUGAUUUAUUUGCCUUUUAAACUAUGUCCCUCUGAGUCUGUUGAUUUAUAAAUUUAUAAAUAUUUGUAAACCUUG
Molecule: messenger RNA, 2896 nt
Organism: Protopterus annectens (West African lungfish)
Lineage: Eukaryota; Metazoa; Chordata; Ceratodontiformes; Protopteridae
Gene: TM9SF2
Product: transmembrane 9 superfamily member 2
Exons: 18
Coding region: 180-2240 (686 amino acids)
Biological process (GO): protein localization to membrane
Cellular component (GO): membrane
Source: RefSeq, a predicted model, not a curated record